Sturnus vulgaris (Common starling) is the source of this 1846-nucleotide messenger RNA. RefSeq names its product transcription factor CP2 like 1 (gene TFCP2L1). Gene Ontology annotation, cellular component: nucleus. Lineage: Eukaryota; Metazoa; Chordata; Aves; Passeriformes; Sturnidae. The record is from RefSeq and is a predicted model, not a curated record. Gene Ontology annotation, biological process: regulation of transcription by RNA polymerase II. Gene Ontology annotation, molecular function: DNA-binding transcription activator activity, RNA polymerase II-specific; RNA polymerase II cis-regulatory region sequence-specific DNA binding.
GCCGCCGGCCGCCCCCAAGAUGCUGUUUUGGCACACGCAGCCGGAGCAUUACAACCAGCACUCGACCGGCAGCUACCUGCGAGAUGUCCUUGCGCUGCCGAUCUUCAAGCAGGAAGAGCCUCAGCUGUCUCCUGAGAACGAUGCCAAACUGCCACCCUUUCAGUAUGUCCUCUGCACAGCCACCUCCCCUGCCGUGAAACUGCACGAGGAAACUCUGACCUACCUCAACCAAGGUCAGUCUUAUGAAAUCCGUCUACUUGAGAAUAGGAAAUUGGGAGAGUUUCAAGAUUUAAACACAAAAUAUGUAAAGAGUAUAAUUCGUGUCGUUUUCCACGACCGCCGCCUGCAGUACACAGAGCAUCAGCAGCUCGAGGGCUGGAGGUGGAGUCGGCCUGGGGACCGCAUCCUUGAUAUAGAUAUCCCGCUGUCAGUUGGUAUCUUGGAUCCCAGGGCUAGCCCGACCCAGUUGAACACUGUUGAAUUUCUCUGGGAUCCAUCAAAGAGAGCUUCUGCAUUCAUUCAGGUACAUUGCAUCAGCACAGAAUUUACUCCACGGAAACAUGGAGGAGAGAAAGGAGUGCCCUUCCGGGUGCAAAUCGACACCUUUAAGCAGAAUGAAAAUGGUGAAUACACAGAACACUUGCAUUCUGCAAGCUGCCAGAUCAAAGUGUUCAAGCCUAAAGGAGCAGACAGAAAACAGAAGACUGACAGGGAAAAAAUGGAAAAGAAGACCACCCAAGAGAAGGAGAAGUAUCAGCCUUCCUACGAGACAACUAUUCUCACAGAGUGCUCUCCCUGGCCAGAUGUGCCUUAUCAAAUGAACAAUGCUCCAUCUCCAAGCUACAACAGUUCGCCCAACAGCUUCAACCUUGGAGAUGGCAACAGUUCACCAACCCACCAAAUGGAGCUCCUGCCUCCCAGCAAUGAUCAUCUCCUUCCUUCUGCUUCUAUUCAAGAUGCCCAGCAGUGGCUUCAUCGUAAUAGGUUCUCUCCAUUCUGUAGACUCUUCUCAAGUUUUUCGGGUGCCGACUUACUGAAGAUGUCCAAAGAAGAUUUUGUUCAAAUCUGUGGGCCUGCUGAUGGAAUUCGGCUCUUUAAUGCAAUUAAAGGAAGAAACGUAAGGCCCAAGAUGACAAUUUAUGUCUGUCAAGAACCAGAGCAAAACAGAUCCCAUCUCCACCAAAAACGAGAAAAUGGAGAUGGCAGUCUUUGUGUGUAUCAUGCAAUCUUCUUAGAAGAAUUGAACACGCUGGAAUUGAUGGAGAAGAUUGCAAACUUGUACAGCAUUUCUCCCCAGCAGAUAAAUCGGAUCUACCGGCAGGGACCCACAGGGAUCCACGUGUUAGUGAGCAAUGAGAUGGUGCAAAACUUCCAAGACGAAUCUUGUUUUGUUAUCAGCACAUUAAAAGCUGAAAGCAAUGAUGGCUACCACAUCAUUUUAAAAUGACCAUGCUGCACAGAGAGACUUUAACGGCCUAAAAUCUAGUGCCUCGCUGAGAUUGCUACAACCUAGACUGGAAACAUGAAGAACCUUCUGGAUAAAUGCUCCUGUGAACUAAGAAUUACCAAACAGCUUAAAAAAAGCUUGCUUUUACAGAUAGAAAUUUUUGGUGGUGUGUGAUUUUGGUGGGUUUGGUUUUUUUGUUUGUUUGGUUUGAUUUCUGUUUUGGUUCUUUUGGUUUUUUUAAGCUGGAGCUGAGAACAUCCUCAAAGCUUGUACAUGUUUUUUCCUCCCUCCCUUCCCUUUCAGUCUCUUAAAAAAUUGUAGAGGUUUCUGCUUAUUACUUAGAAACAUCUGCCUUGUACCAAAGGGAAAUGAAAGAUAAACAAAUCCCAAUUCUCUUGA